Messenger RNA from Pistacia vera, 4833 nucleotides. RefSeq names its product putative ABC transporter C family member 15. The record is from RefSeq and is a predicted model, not a curated record. The transcript has 11 exons. The coding region runs from base 219 to 4724 and encodes 1501 amino acids. Gene Ontology annotation, cellular component: vacuolar membrane; plant-type vacuole. Gene Ontology annotation, molecular function: ATP hydrolysis activity; ATP binding; ABC-type transporter activity. NCBI's taxonomy places the organism in Eukaryota, Viridiplantae, Streptophyta, Magnoliopsida, Sapindales, Anacardiaceae. Gene Ontology annotation, biological process: transmembrane transport.
CUCCCUCUCCCUCUCCCUCUCUCACUUCAUCCUCAUGGUCCCAUUCAUCAAUACAUGAAUAUGACCUCUUGAAACAUGCAAAAACCUGCCAUUCCAAACUUCAAACUUUCCUAUAAUAUUAACUUCCCCCAAUAUAUAACACUUGUUUAGCCUACUGCUGUUGUUGUUGUUGUUGUUCAAGUUGAAGUUGAAGUUGAAGUUGAAGUUGAAGUUGGCAGAUGGAUAUGUUCCCUUCAAACUUUGCUUCCAAAUUUAAGCUUCUCCAGUCCAACAAAGCAUGGCGGCUACUAAAAUCACCCUGUUUGAGGGAGCAUAUCUUCAUAGUUGUGCAACUUGGGUUCCUUGGACUCUUACUUUUUCAAUUUGUACGAAGAAUUAUCAGUCUAAUAAGCAGACAUGGAACAGAGUUGAGAGAUCAAGUUGCAGAGAAGUCCAACAUUAAUGUAAAGUUUAGCAUCUCUUACAAAGCCACCAUGGUUUGCUCCGCUUUACUAUUUGGCACUCAUUUCAUGAUGUUACUGAAUAUGCUAAAUGGUAGUGAGACACUCUGCAGCUCUCCUGUUCGAGCUUUUUCUUCAGAGAUUAUGCAAGUGGUUUCAUGGGCGAGUACAUUGCUUGUAGUAUACAAGAUUCCUCAUACUAAGUAUGCCAAGUUUCCUUGUCUUCUGAGAGCAUGGUGGUUUUGCAGCUUUUUGUUGUGCGUUAUCUGCACAGCUCUUGAUACCUAUUUCAGAAUUAUAAACACAAGUAAAUUCGGAAUACAAGAUUAUAUGGAUCUCAUUGGCCUCCUUGCAUCCACCUUCCUUUUUGGUAUAUCAAUCCGAGGGAAGACAGGCUUAGUUUAUAAUGUCUCUGGUGACAUAACUGAGCCGCUUCUCAAUGGAAAAGAUUCUAGACAUUCACAAUACAAAAGGGAAUCUCAAUAUGCAAAAGCGACUCUUCUCCAACUGAUUACCUUCUCCUGGCUCAACCCAUUAUUUGCUGUUGGAAUAAAAAAACCUCUUGAACAGGAUGAAAUCCCAGAUGUUGAUAUCAAGGACUCUGCUGGAUUUCUAUCUUACACAUUUGAACAGAACUUAAAACAUGUUAAACAGGAAAAGGAAAGCACAAACCCAUCUCUCUACAAGGCAAUGUUUUUGUUUAUUAGAAAGAAAGCAGCAAUUAAUGCACUUUUUGCUGUGACAAGUGCUGGAGCAUCGUAUGUUGGCCCAUACCUUAUUGACAACUUCGUAAAUUUCCUCAGCAAUAGGAAAAACCAGAGCUUACAGAGUGGGUACUUGCUUGCUCUCACCUUUUUAGGUGCCAAGAUGGUUGAGACAAUAGCACAGAGGCAAUGGAUCUUUGGAGCCCGCCAGUUAGGCAUUCGCCUAAGAGCAGCUUUGAUAUCUGAGAUAUACAAAAAGGGGCUGCAUUUGUCAAGCCAAUCCCGCCAAAGUCGCACCAGUGGAGAGAUUAUCAAUUAUAUGAGUGUAGAUGUCCAAAGAAUUACAGACUUUAUGUGGUACGUAAAUACUAUAUGGAUGUUUCCCGUGCAGAUAUCCUUAGCCAUCUACAUUCUGCAUACAAAUAUAGGUUUGGGAUCCUUGGCUGCAUUGACAGCAACUGCAACAGUCAUGUCUUGCAACAUACCUAUUACAAAGAAUCAGAAGAGAUACCAAUCAAUGAUCAUGGAUGCUAAGGAUAAUAGGAUGAAAGCCACUUCAGAAGUUUUGAGAAAUAUGAAGACGCUAAAACUUCAAGCAUGGGAUGAUCAGUACCUCCACAAACUUGAAAGUUUGAGGAAAGUCGAGUGCAACUGGCUAUGGAAGUCACUAAGAUUAGCAGCAACUUCAGCUUUCAUUUUCUGGGGAGCACCCACAUUCAUCUCUGUGCUGACUUUUGGGACAUGUAUUCUAAUGGGAAUUGAACUUACAGCUGGGAGAGUCUUAUCCGCACUGGCCACCUUCCGAAUGUUACAAGAUCCUAUAUUUAGUUUACCUGAUCUACUGUCAGUGAUUGCACAGGCCAAAGUUUCAGCAGAUCGGAUCGCUUCUUUCCUCCAGGAAGAUGAAAUUCAGCAGGAUGCUAUUGACUAUGUCCGAAAAGAGGAAUCGGAUUACGAAGUUGAUAUUGAGAAUGGUAAAUUUAGCUGGACUUCUGAGUUAAGCAGCCCAACUCUCGAUGGAAUACAGUUGAAAGUAAGCAAAGGGAUGAAGGUGGCAAUUUGUGGGACGGUAGGUUCAGGCAAGUCUAGCCUGCUUUCAUGCAUUAUCGGGGAAAUACAGAAGCUGGCAGGGACAGUCAAGAUCAGUGGUACAAAGGCUUAUGUUCCUCAGUCACCAUGGAUACUGACAGGAAAUAUCAGGGAAAAUAUUCUUUUUGGGAAUCAAUGGGACAGUUGCAAGUAUGACAGGACGGUUAAAGCAUGUGCCUUGACAAAGGAUUUUGAGCUGUUCUCCUGUGGUGACCUUACCGAGAUUGGAGAAAGAGGGAUAAAUAUGAGCGGAGGACAGAAACAGAGGAUACAAAUUGCCCGAGCAGUUUAUCAGGAUGCAGAUAUAUAUCUACUCGAUGACCCUUUCAGUGCUGUAGAUGCUCAUACAGGCUCCCAACUCUUUAAGGAGUGCUUGAUGGGACUUCUUAAAGACAAGACCGUACUUUAUGUUACCCACCAAGUUGAGUUUCUUCCAGCAGCAGACCUCAUUCUGGUGAUGGAGAACGGAAGAAUUGCACAAGCAGGUAGAUUUGAAGAACUUCUGAAACAAAAUAUAGGGUUUGAAGUUUUAGUUGGGGCUCAUAGCCAAGCUCUAGAGUCAAUUAUGACAGUUGAGAAUUCAAGCAGAACACCUCAAGAACCAACACCUGAAACUGAUUCCAGUAGUUCAAAUGCACAAGUUGAGCAUGAACCAGAAUCUACAGAAGAGAUAAAAGAAAAGGGAGGAAAACUGGUGCAAGAAGAAGAGAGAGAGAAAGGAAGCAUUGGAAAAGAAGUUUAUUGGUCUUAUUUAACUUCUGUGAAAGGAGGAGCACUAGUUCCAACCAUAAUCUUGGCUCAGUCAUCAUUCCAAGUAUUACAGGUAGCUAGUAACUAUUGGAUGGCAUGGUCUUCUCCACCUACAAUCGACACCCAACCAGAAAUAGGAAUGAAUGUAGUUUUACUUGUAUAUGCAUUACUUGCUGUUGGAAGUUCACUUUGCGUGCUGUUACGAGCCAUGCUAGUAGCAAUAACAGGACUUCGAACUGCCCAAAAACUAUUCACUGACAUGCUGCAUAGCAUACUCCGAGCUCCAAUGGCAUUUUUUGAUUCAACUCCAACCGGAAGAAUCUUAAACCGGGCAUCUUCAGAUCAAAGUGUACUAGACUUGGAACUGGCAACCAGAUUAGGUUGGUGUGCUUUCUCAAUAAUACAGAUUCUAGGGACCAUUGCAGUGAUGUCACAGGUAGCAUGGGAAGUGUUUGUGGUCUUCAUUCCGGUAACUGCUAUCUGCAUAUGGUACCAACAAUAUUACAUACCAACAGCCAGAGAACUGGCCCGCUUGUCAGAGAUACAAAGAGCUCCAAUCCUCCACCACUUUGCAGAGUCACUAUCAGGAGCAGCAACAAUUCAUGCUUUUGAUCAAGAAGACCGGUUCACAAAUUUAAAUCUGAGUCUGAUUGACAACUUCUCAAGGCCAUUGUUUCACAAUGUCUCAGCUAUGGAAUGGCUUUCUUUCAGACUAAAUUUACUGUCAAAUUUUGUGUUUGCCUUCUCAUUGGUUUUGCUGGUAACUCUCCCUGAAGGAAUAAUUAAUCCAAGCAUUGCAGGGUUAGCAGUAACAUAUGGAAUAAAUUUGAAUGUUCUGCAAGCUUCCAUUAUAUGGAACAUAUGCAAUGCGGAAAACAAAAUGAUCUCAGUAGAAAGAAUACUUCAGUACUCAAACAUAAAAAGUGAAGCUCCCCUUGUAAUUGAAGAGUGCAGACCUCCGAAUAACUGGCCAGAAGUUGGAUCAAUUUGCUUCCAAAAUUUGCAAAUCCGUUAUGCUGAACAUCUGCCAUCAGUGUUGAAAAACAUAUCAUGCACAUUUCCAGGAAGGAAGAAAGUCGGUGUUGUGGGAAGGACAGGGAGUGGAAAAUCAACCCUCAUACAAGCCAUAUUCAGGAUUAUUGAACCUAGAGAGGGAAGCAUUAUAAUUGAUGAUGUGGACAUUUCCAAGAUAGGGCUUCAUGAUUUAAGAUCAAGACUUAGCAUCAUUCCACAAGACCCAACACUCUUUGAGGGAACUGUUAGAGGAAAUCUUGAUCCACUGCUUCAAUAUUCUGACAAACAAGUCUGGGAGGCUCUAGAUAAAUGUCAACUUGGUGAUAUAGUGCGUGCAAAGGAAGAGAAGUUGGAUAGCACAGUGGUUGAAAAUGGUGAAAAUUGGAGUGUGGGGCAAAGGCAGUUAUUGUGUCUUGGAAGGACCUUGCUGAAGAAAAGCAGCAUUCUGGUACUGGAUGAAGCAACAGCAUCGGUGGAUUCUGCAACUGAUGGGAUCAUACAAAAGAUCAUUACUCAAGAAUUCAAAAAUCGCACAGUUGUUACAAUUGCUCACAGAAUCCACACCGUUAUUGAUAGCGAUCUUGUGUUGGUCCUUAGUGAUGGAAGGAUUGCAGAAUAUGACACACCAAAAAAACUACUAGAAAGAGAAGAUUCUUUCUUCUCUAAAUUGAUAAAGGAGUACUCUAUGAGAUCUCACAACUUCAACAACUUGGCGACGCCAUCAUGAUUAUCGUAAAAAUCUCCUGCAAAAUAUAAAAGAUUUGGUGGAUGGAUCAGCACGAUCGACAGCGCACCCUCCCGCCAGUCAGGGGUUUAAUAUUUUACGAUGACAAUGA